UGGCAUCCCUGCCGGGUGUGUGUGCGGCAUAUAAAUUGUGUAUCUGUAAUUUACUGUAAAUUUAAUUGUAAACAAUGUGUUUUAUAAAUCAUUCAUACGCAAAAGAAUAAAUUCUUAGCACUUUCCAUCCUAAUGUUGUAAUUUAAAAGUUUUUAUUUACUUUUUGUAUUGAUGUAAGGUUCUUGUGCUUUGUCUUCGUGUGUGACAAUAUACUCAAAAUGGCGCAUCAACUGGCACCGUCUGUAAAUUGUUCAUUGGACGACAUUGACCUCAGUGCACUAAAGGACCCGGCUGGUAUUUUUGAACUUAUAGAAGUUGUGGGCAAUGGCACCUAUGGACAAGUAUAUAAGGGACGCCACACAAAAACAGGACAACUUGCUGCAAUCAAGGUUAUGGAUGUCACACAGGAUGAAGAGGAAGAGAUAAAGCUCGAGAUCAAUGUCCUCAAAAAGUAUUCUAAUCACCGCAACAUUGCAACUUAUUAUGGGGCAUUUAUCAAGAAAAGUCCUCCUGGAAAGGAUGAUCAACUGUGGUUGGUCAUGGAGUAUUGUGGUGCUGGAUCUGUGACGGACUUGGUUAAAUCAACCAAGGGACAAUCACUGAAAGAAGAAUGGAUCUCAUACAUUUGCAGAGAAAUUCUAAGAGGACUAAGCUAUCUACACUCCAAUAAGGUUAUACACCGUGAUAUUAAAGGACAAAAUGUACUCUUGACAGACAAUGCUGAAGUCAAACUUGUUGACUUUGGAGUAUCAGCACAACUUGAUAGGACUAUCGGUAGAAGGAAUACAUUCAUCGGUACUCCAUACUGGAUGGCGCCGGAAGUGAUCGCGUGUGAUGAAAACCCUGAGGCGACGUACGAUAAUCGCUCUGACCUCUGGUCGCUCGGUAUCACUGCGCUCGAGAUGGCCGAGAGUCAACCACCUCUGUGCGAUCUGCAUCCUAUGAGAGCGCUUUUCCUUAUUCCAAGAAACCCGCCUCCACGUUUAAAGUCCAAGAAGUGGGCUAAAAAAUUUCACGGGUUCAUCGAGACCGUCUUAGUAAAGGACUAUCAUCAACGACCUUACACUGAACAACUUCUGAAACAUCCAUUCAUUAGAGAUCAACCGACAGAGCGACAGGUGAGGAUACAGUUAAAGGACCACAUAGACCGGUGUAAGAAGAGGAAGCAGGACAACUCGGUGCGGGAGGAUUACAAGUACUCGGGCUCGGAGGGCGAGGAGGAGGACAACGCGGUGGCGGGCGAGCCGUCGUCCAUCGUGCACAACGCGGCCGCGCACCAGGGCGGCGACACGCUGCGGAGGAACUUCCAGCAGAUCCAGGAGGGCAGAGCCGCUGCCGAAGCACAACAACCCCAACCGCCGCCUAAACGCAACAGUAAACGUGAAGAACGUGAGGAAAUACCAGAACCUGGCCCGCCAGCGAGGCCAUCCAUUCCACAAAGACUGAUCGUUGUGCCGGACCCACAGGCGCAACAGCCAAAUAGAUAUAGGCCGCUGCCGCCCACGCCCAAGUCGUCGGGCUCGUCCAACAGCUCGGGCUCCAACAACGGCACGCCGCCGGCGGGCGGCCCGCAGCCCCCGCAGCGCGGCUCGCACCACAUCUUCAAGCCCAUGCUACCACCUCGAAGGCCAGAGGACUUGGAUAAGUUAGCGGCGCAACUAAACGAGCUCGGUGUAGUUUCGGGCAACGAACCGCCGAACCGACCACCGCGUGCGCCCACUAAUGGUCAAGAAGAAGACGCGGUGGCGGAGGACGGCUGCGCGCCCACGCGCCCGCUGCCGCCCACGCCGGACGACGACGACCCGCUGGCCGACCGCACGCUCGUCAAGCGGAGGGAGAAUGAAAACGAUAAAAGACAGUCGGACAUCGACGAAGCCGUUCUACUUAAGGAUUGGGACUUUGCCAGAUUUUUCCCUUCGAAAAAUGCUGACGUCAAAGAAGAAAAACAAGAUUCGACUAAAGAAUCUGAACUUAAACGCGCGCAACUCCAACGUCAAUCUCGAAUUGAAAUGGAAGAUGCUUGGGUUAAGUACAAAGCUAUCGCAACGCCGCCUUCUCGGCAUAAACAACUAUUCCAGAAACCAACAGAAAAAACUACGCAAGAUAAAUUGACAGACAUUCUUAAAUAUAAAAAGGACCAAGAAGCAGAAUUAAAUUCCCCAAAUCGAUUCUUUAGAGGAUUUAGGCGAGAGAACUCUGACCUUUUCCCGCUGUCAAGCACUCGCCAUUCUGCUAUUUACUAUCCGAAACAUGACCCUCAAAUCGGCGCCAGCAAACAGCUAAGAUCUAGCGGAAUCUUCAAUCACUCACGUAAACAAUCGAACAAACCUCAAACUGCUGGCGAACCAAUUCUAACAGACUUUAUUAAAAUGAAUGAUAGCCUGAAAAUAGCACAAAGAAAUGAUACUAAAAGAAGUGAUAAAAAAUCUCCAGAAAAGAAAGUCACCGCUAGUAAUCCUAUAGACGCUUUGAAAAAUGUCGCUGUGCUGAUCCGACAAGACAGUGAAAAAAAUAGCCCAAGCCGUCAGAGCAGUGUAAAUAGUGACUCCCCAGCGACUAGUAUCUGUUUCAGCGCUUCUUUCGAAAAGUCUGGCACUCUCGACCUCACCGCCGACACGAUUGAGAAAACAGAGGAUAAUUGUAAUACGAACAGCGUCGUCAAACCUCGUAGAGAAAAGACAGAGUCCGAUAUUAUAUUCAGAAGAAAUUCCCAAUUAAAUAGGCACACGGACCUAUUAUCGAGUGGGCAGGAAGCGGUAAUUGCACAGGAUCAGGGUCGUUCGAGUGGUAACAACGAAGGUAGUGGGUCUCGCACUAGCUCCGUUCUACCCGACUUGUUAAGUCAAGCCGGCCAGCCCACUACCCCGCCGCGGCACGACAAGUCUACUAGCGAAGAGUAUAGGCAAGCCAUAGCGGGAGGCACGCCCGCUCCUCACCAUCACCACCACCCGCACCCGUCUUCCGUUCAGUCGACACCUUCCAAAUCGUUCAUAUCCGGCGCCGCCUCCCCCCACCCCCUCCAACACUCCCCGUCCAAUUCCUCAGUGGGCUCCCAACAACAGUUCCUUCCCUUGCAACAGAAGCAGCGGUCGUUCCUCACAUUCGGCUUCGGCGCUGGAUCGACGGGUAGUGGUACCGGCGGCUCGGGCAACGCUUCCCGACGCGAAAGCCACGUGAACGUCAAUGUUACCCCCACAGGACACGACCUGUCCUCUGACACGCCCGAAAUACGUAAAUACAAGAAGAGGUUCAAUUCUGAGAUUCUAUGUGCUGCACUUUGGGGAGUUAAUUUGCUGAUUGGAACAGAGAACGGUCUGAUGUUACUCGAUCGUUCAGGUCAAGGGAAAGUUUACCAAUUGAUCUCAAGACGCCGCUUUCAGCAAAUGGAAGUGUUAGAAGGACAAAACAUUCUUAUUACUGUAUCUGGAAAAAAGAAUCGAGUACGCGUAUAUUAUCUAAGCUGGUUGAAAUCGAAGAUUUUACGAACUGACGGCUUAAGUGAUCAAGUCGAAAGGAGAAAUGGUUGGAUAAACGUCGGAGAGUUACAAGGUGCUGUUCAUUUCCGUAUAGUCAAAUAUGAACGAAUCAAGUUCCUUGUCAUUGCACUUAAGGAUUCUAUCGAGAUUUACGCCUGGGCUCCGAAACCAUAUCAUAAAUUUAUGGCCUUCAAAAGUUUUGGAGAGUUACAGCACAGGCCUUUGUUAGUUGAUUUAACUAUUGAAGAAGGUACAAGACUGAAAGUAAUCUAUGGCUCAGCAGAUGGUUUCCAUGCUGUAGAUUUAGAUACAGCUAGUGUAUAUGAUAUUUAUAUACCUAAACAUACCCAAGGAGCCAUAGUUCCGCAUUGUAUUGUUCCACUGCCUAAUUCUAAUGGUGUGCAGCUACUGUUAUGUUAUGAUAAUGAGGGUGUCUACGUUAACACUUAUGGUAGAGUUAGCAAAAAUAUAGUUUUACAGUGGGGUGAAAUGCCUACAUCUGUAGCCUAUAUUGGCACAGGUCAAAUAAUGGGCUGGGGCAAUAAAGCUAUCGAAAUUCGUUCUGUAGAGAGUGGACAUCUUGAUGGCGUGUUUAUGCACAAAAAAGCUCAGCGGCUUAAGUUUUUAUGUGAACGCAAUGACAAAGUUUUCUUUUCGUCCGCAAAAGGUGGUUCGUCUUGUCAAAUAUACUUCAUGACGCUGAAUAAGCCAGGAAUGGCAAAUUGGUAGUGACAAGGCACGGAGGGUCUAUAAACGCCUAUUCCUGUGAUGCUAAACUGCCUCAUGGACAUGCCAGUAUUUUAUUAAAAAAAUCGAUUAUGUGCUUUGGCCAUUCAGAAUUCAAAGACUUGUGAUAAUAACAGAUUAUAAAGUGCUCAAAAGACAAUCCACAAAACAUUACAAUUUACAAUUUCGUAUUCGAGAAUCUUAUCUUUUAACAAAUGUGGCAUUUUGUACUGAAUACUGUAAUUUCAAUACAAGCUACUAUGGAUUAUAUAUUAUUAAGCAAUAACCUAUAGGAUUAAUGUUUUGAUAUUGACAACUAUUCAUAAGUAAGUUAAUAUUGCUUAGGUUUUUAUGUUGUAGAUGUUAAUUUCUGUAAGAAAAUGUAAUUCAAAUGGAACUAUCAAUUCAUAUUAUGCCAUAUUAUAUUGUUUAUAAUGUUAAGCUAGUUGGGUGAUGAUAUAAAUUACUUGGUUACAUAAUUAUAUUCAUAACCUAACAAAGAUCAAAGCCAUUUCAGAUGGAUUAAUAUGAUUAUUUAUUAAUGACACAACUUACAAAUUAAACUACUCUGUCUAGACGCUGUAAAUUACUCUUCAUUCUAAUAAGGUUCACCAUAAGUAAUCGGCACUUAGUCAAGUCACUGUGUAUGUAAUUAUCACACCGAGCUGCAAUAAUUUUAUUAAUGGAUUAAUCCUAAAAAUUUGGUACUAUUUAUUAUUUAUUUGUUAUGUACUAUAUUAUUUACAUGUAUAAAGAUGUAACUGUGCAUAUUGAAAAUUA
This is a messenger RNA of Melitaea cinxia (Glanville fritillary), 4982 nucleotides long. It is a transcript of the gene msn, whose product is annotated as mitogen-activated protein kinase kinase kinase kinase 4. The record is from RefSeq and is a predicted model, not a curated record. Lineage: Eukaryota; Metazoa; Arthropoda; Insecta; Lepidoptera; Nymphalidae. Gene Ontology annotation, biological process: protein phosphorylation. Gene Ontology annotation, molecular function: ATP binding; protein kinase activity. The transcript is spliced from 22 exons. The coding region runs from base 219 to 4205 and encodes 1328 amino acids.